This is a messenger RNA of Capronia epimyces CBS 606.96, 306 nucleotides long. RefSeq lists its product as uncharacterized. The transcript has 2 exons. Lineage: Eukaryota; Fungi; Ascomycota; Eurotiomycetes; Chaetothyriales; Herpotrichiellaceae. The record is from RefSeq and is a predicted model, not a curated record. The coding region runs from base 1 to 306 and encodes 101 amino acids.
AUGGUCCAACCCCACCAAGAUGUCAUCAAGUAUGCACUCCGGGCGACCAGAGAUCCAAUCCCAAUGAGGCCCAUUCUGACCGGAAACAGCGACUUUAACAAGACAGUCCACAUGAGUGCUGAUGAGGUUGAGAAACGGUUCAAAGUAGUGAAUCCCAAACGUCUGACUGGUCAUGCUUUUCCGAUGAGAGUUGCCGAGUAUAACAAGUGUCACCUGGCCCAGGAGAAGAAGGCCAAGCAAGACACCAACAUCAAUUCAUCUCGAUCCCGGAAUAAAUUGGAACCACAAGCACAAAAAGAGGUUUGA